UGUGUAAGGCUUAAAUACAUGACAUGAUGUUCAUUUUCUGACCAUACAUAUAUGACAUAUGUCUGUUUUUUUUCUCUAAAUGAAUCCUCUUCACAGGAUGGAGUGGUGGCUCCUCUGUUGGCUGGUCCUGUUCACAUCGGGUCACAAACACGAUUCAGGUCGCAGUGCCGAACGCGAUUCAGGUCGCAGUGCCGAAGGCGAUUCAGGUCGCAGUGCCGAAGGCGAUUCAGGUCGCAGUGCCAAAGACGAUUCAGAUCACAGUGCCGAACGCAAUUCAGGUCGCAGUGCCGAAGGCGAUUCAGGUCGCAGUGCCAAAGACGAUUCAGAUCACAGUGCCGAACGCAAUUCAGGUCGCAGUGCCAAAGGCAAUUCAGGUCGCAGUGCCGAAGACGAUUCAGAUCACAGUGCCGAACGCAAUUCAGGUCGCAGUGCCAAAGGCGAUUCAGGUCGCAGUGCCGAAGGCGAUUCAGGUCGCAGUGCCGAAGGCGAUUCAGGUCGCAGUGCCGAAGGCGAUUCAGAUCGCAGUGCCGAAGGCGAUUCAGGUCGCAGUGCCAAAGGCGAUUCAGGUCGCAGUGCCAAAGGCGAUUCAGGUCGCUGUGCCAAAGGCGAUUCAGGUCGCAGUGCCGAAGGCGAUUCAGGUCGCUGUGCCGAAGGUGAUUCAGGUCAUUGUGGCAAACGAGGUUCAAGACGAGGUGUUAAGAACUCCAAAAUUUGUUUGGAAGAAACAAACAACAUUCUUAAAAAUGGAAACCCCAGGGACGCUAUCAAAGCCAUGGAGAACCUAGAACAGGUUCUAAAGGAAACAGAGGUGAAUGGUACUCCAGCCUUCACCCAGAGCCGUUAUUUGGUCCUCCUGCACAAACCCAAUGGCCCCUUCAAAGGCCUUGAAAUACAUGCUAGUGACACAGAGAUAAUGGCAGACAGGGCUGUCAACAACAGCAAAGUGAGGGUCCGACUGCCGAAAGAGUUGGAUGCCGGAUCAAAUAACACCAUUGUGUUCUGCAUGCUUACCUGGUCUGAAGCAAACGAGACCGCAUUGGGAGGUGUAUUAUAUGAGAACAGACUGGUUGGCCUGAGUGUGCAGGGCAAGAAUGUGUCAGGACUGCAGGAGCGUGUCACCAUCACAGUGAAUCUUCAUGUAAAUGAUACCCAAGAGCCCAGAUGUGUGUUCUUGGACGUUUCAACAGAGAGAUUUAGCAGCGAUGGCUGCGAAACCCAGUGGAAGCGGGGUCAGAGCAUCGUCACCUGCUGCUGUGAUCACCUCACAUACUUCGGCAUGCUCAUGGUGUCUUCUCCUGACCUCCCACCUGAACACCAGGAGAUUCUGACAUACAUCACUCUGAUUGGCUGCAGUCUGUCUCUUUUUGCCCUGGUCAUCACCGUUCUGCUCUUCAUCACAAAUAGAAAGGUCAGAGCAGAUGUCUCCAUGAAGGUCCACAUCAACCUGGCCAUUGCCCUGAUUUUCCUCAACCUGCACCUCCUCCCCAGCCAGUGGGUGGCAACGCUGUCCUCCACCGGGUUUUGCCUCUACAUGGCUCUCUCUCUUCACUACUUCUUGCUGGCCACUUUCAGCUGGAUGGCCCUGGAGGGGUUCCACCUGUACCUUCUCCUCGUCCGAGUCUUCAACAUCUACAUCAGGAGAUACCUGCUCAAACUCAGCGUGCUGGGAUGGGGGGUCCCUGCAGUCAUCGUGUCCGUGGUGGUCGCCAUCGACAGAGGCUUCUAUGGACGCGUCUCUCUGGACUCGUCUAACCCCAACAGCACCGAAGUAUGCUAUAUAGUCAACACCACGGUGAAGAUGGUGACUACAGUGGGAGCGUUUGGCCUGGUGUUCGUCUUCAACAUGAUCAUGUUGGUGGUGACAGUCAGACACAUCGUGGGAUUCCGCCAGAGCGGAGAGUUUGGGCAGAGCGACGGUAACAGAGCCAAGCGAGGCGCCUGUACCCUGCUGGGAGUCACCACUCUGCUUGGCAUCACCUGGGGCCUGGUCUUCUUCUCGUUUGGCUACCUAACCACUCCGGGCCUCUACCUCUUCUGCAUCCUGAACCCACUGCAAGGUUUCUUCAUCUUCCUGUGGUUUGUGAUGUCUUUGAGAAAGACCGGAAAACCAACGACUUACACCACUAGUGUAACACCCAGCACCAACAGCUGAGCCUCAACUCAUCACACCCAGACGUUUUUUCUCUUCGUGUGUGUGUGUGUGUGUGUGUGUGUGUGUGUG
This is a messenger RNA of Anarrhichthys ocellatus (wolf-eel), 2221 nucleotides long. RefSeq names its product adhesion G protein-coupled receptor G3-like. Lineage: Eukaryota; Metazoa; Chordata; Actinopteri; Perciformes; Anarhichadidae. Bases 80 to 2152 code for a protein of 690 amino acids. The record is from RefSeq and is a predicted model, not a curated record. Gene Ontology annotation, biological process: cell surface receptor signaling pathway; adenylate cyclase-activating G protein-coupled receptor signaling pathway. The transcript is spliced from 13 exons. Gene Ontology annotation, molecular function: G protein-coupled receptor activity. Gene Ontology annotation, cellular component: plasma membrane.